Mesocestoides corti is the source of this 3622-nucleotide messenger RNA. NCBI's taxonomy places the organism in Eukaryota, Metazoa, Platyhelminthes, Cestoda, Cyclophyllidea, Mesocestoididae. The record is from the annotation of a GenBank genome assembly.
AUGUUCAACCUGGAUCUUCAGCCUUGUUUCUCUCCUCUUUCAAGGACCAGGAGCUCAGGAGGCGGUGAAUAUGGCUUCCCGGUGGACUGGUGGGCUUUGGGUGUCCUCGUCUACGAGAUGAUCUACGGGGAGACACCUUUCUAUUCCGAUGAUCUCGUGACAACCUAUUCGAAAAUCAUGAGCCACACAACGAGCUUCCAUUUACCCAAGGAUAUCACCAUUACUCCCUCGUGUCUGGAUUUCAUCAAAAGGCUUCUCUCUCCCGAAGAAGUACGCCUGGGUAGUGGGACUGGUGGAGCGGACGAUGUGAGGAAUCACCCUUGGUUCGCUCCCACCUGGUCCACCACUGAGUGCCUUCCUGGGCGUGUCAACGAGCCUGGGGAUGAGGCAUUUUUCGAUUGGACGUGGAAGACUCUCCGUUCCAUCACCCCAGGUCCAUUCCACCCAAUUCUCACAUCCGAAACGGACACUAGUUACUUCCACGACGAAGAGGAGACUGAGUCAUUGGAGGUGGAAUCUGGAAUCGGUACCGACAAGAAUGGAGGGGACAAUGGCAGCUAUGACGACAAAUUCGAGGGCAGUCAACUGAGCUUUGCGGGCUUCACUUUCUCUUCACCCAACUUGGCUCCUCUCUCCAGCAUCUAUUCGGAUCCAGUCCAGCCGCAGACGGAAGUUUGUGACGCUUCUUUGGUCGAUGGGCUAGAAAAGAGGGAGGUUGGAGAUGGUCGAUGUUCAACCGCAAACUCACUGCGAAUUCGUGAACUGGAAGAGUCUCUGGCCAGGUCGGAACUUCAGUUAGCGACUGCAGAGGCAAGAUUCGCUGAAAAUCUGAGGGACGCUGAGCGGCGUGUCGAGGUUGCCAGGCUAGAACUCGCCUCAGCGACAUCUCUGAUGGAGGCAGAAAUUGCAAAAUGGAAAGCUAUAGCCGAGUCUGAGCACAAGGCACGUCAAACAGCGGAGGCGCAGAAAGCAAAGGCAGCUGACCUGUUGGCGAAACGCGCCACCGACAUGGCGGACCGACUAACUGCAGGGGGAAGCAUCACACGAGCCUCCGUCGAACGACGCCAAGCUUCGUUGCCUGUUGACAUGCCACCGGAUGCCGGUGAUUUGGUCCCGCUGCCCGCAACCGGUGUUACUUCACCACACGAAACCGAUCCUUCCAGUUCGCCUGCUACAGAGCUUCUUUUGAAGCGAAUACAGGAGCUAGUGGAGCGAGCGCAACAGGCCGAUGAGCUGCUGGAGAUCGAGCGGCGUUUCUCCGAACUCUACAAGAAGGCCUGUGAAGAGAAGGAAGAUCAACUUGGGGAGAGGGACCAGCAAAUAACUAGUUUGAACGAGGCCUUGGAGGCUGCGAAGCAGUCGAUGGAGCAAUCCCAACUCGCUGCCCGCCAUGCCCUGAUGGAGGAACAGGAACGCUCCGCACAAUACCUCGAGUGUCUCAAGGCAGAGGAGAAAUCCUCUGAGGCCGCCAACCGUCGUGCACAGAUAGCCAGCAAUGAGGCAAAUGCUUUACGCGAAGAAGUGCAGAAACUUCGAGAAGGCCUCUCAAAGGCUCAAGAAGACUUCGCCACUGAAAAGCUCAAAUGUGGCGCCGCCGUUAACAAAAUCCAGCAGAUUCUGUCGGGAGAGAACGCGGACGCACUAGAGCUGAUGAUGCUCUCUGAAAUGGAGGCAACUAGGAAAAAUGCAGAAGUCGGUGGAAAUUCUUCCUCCGACUUUCUGUCCCCCGCCACUGCAUUGAAAACUAGGAACGCCAAAAAAUUCACCAGUCAGCAGCAUCUUUUCCGACAAAUGGACCGCAAAUAUAAGCAACUCGCACGCACGAUGUUCCGUGCCAGUCAGGAAUCAGCCCAGGUCGCCCGAAAUCAGGUAGUGCGUCUCUCGGAAGAGGUCUCCUCCCUACAAAACCAACUAAAUGCCGCUAAUGCUGCGCUAAUGGUUGCCACGUCGGACAAUGGCACUUCCUCCGCCAACGCAGUUCACCUCGUUCCCGCUCCUCUUGGCUCCAAAGGCCUCCGAAACCGAAUAUCUAGGAAGACCACAGUCGAAACCGGACAGCCCACCUCCGAGUUGAUUCAUGGUGCUGACUCAGCAGACGACAGAUUGCCCCCUCUGGAAAGCGCACUGUCUCCGACUCUUCUUCACCGAGUGUCCAGUCUCUCGUCCCCGCGGCGUCCCCUCCUCAUCACCUCGCCGUCCGCGGGUGGCGCACUGCCCCAAAGGCCUCCGCUGCCGGCUAAUUUUGGGUUUUCUGGUCGACUUGACGUGCCUGGAAAGCCAGGUCGCAGAAAAAAACUCGUAUGGGAUCCGCGUUUUGCUAAGCUGACCUGCAGUAGUCUGCUGCUGUGGGAUGCGGAUAAGUCGACCGAAAUCCUCCAACAAUCUUCGACGGCUGAUAGCUCCUCCCCUUCGGACGUCAACCUCCUCAGUCCAAGCACCAGCACUCUGAGUCGAAAGAUCUCGCGUCAAGGGCCCAGCCUCCUGCUGGACCUCCCCCUUAGCGCCAUCCUCCACGUUCGGAGUGUUACCUCCUGUGAUGUGCUUCACGCUCCUGCCGACGACCUACCGAGGAUCUUCCAGGUCAUCUUCGACCAAUGCGAGGUCGGUGGAGGCGUUAGACAAGCAGCGCUUCCAUCAGCACAACUUCCCGAGCCAAGGAAGUCAAGCCCUGAGUCAAGUCCCCACUGUGUUACACCGCCUCCCAAGUCAGCUCCUGCCACUGGAAUACUCGGUGUCUCCAAGACCCUGCCACGGAAGCUAAGCUUCUCCUUCUCGGGCGCCUUCUCGAUCGCCUCCAAGUCCUCCAGCCCGUUGGCAGUGGCAGCAGCCUCGCCUCUGAAGGUGCGCACCAAUUCCUCCGGACAACUACUGAGCACCGCGUGCUCCAGUGAUCCCCUGUUUCGCAACCUCCCUGUCCCGCUGACCCUCGGAACCAGCCCCAUUCCUCUGCAGGGUCACAUGCUCCAGCGCAUCCACUUCCGGGUGCCCGCGGUGUGCGAGUUGUGCAAACGCGCGUGCUGGCACGUCCUCUCGCCUCCUCCUGCCCUUCAGUGUCUGCACUGUCAGAUGAAGCUCCACUUGUCACACCUGGAGAAGCGGGACUACAUUCUGCGUCCGUGUGGCAAGUCGACGGCCAUUCUGAUCUUCAGAGCCCCCUGCGAGCAAAUCAAAAGAUCCUGGCUAAAUUACCUUCUGUCCGCCAUCGGAGGCGGUGUCGCCUCCACUGGACCUGGCAGUCCCCUCCAACUGACCAAUGUUCCCACCGCAACAACCAACUCUUACGAAUCCUCCACCACAUCCUCUAUUUCUCUUUGCUCUCCUGUCGGCCCUCCCGGGGCCACCCAUGAGAGUCGACCUCAAAGUCUAGCCGGCGCCGGUGCCUCGUCGAUUCGCUCGGCAACACUCCCCUACCCCUCCCGGGUUACCCUCUCUUCCCCCGAAACCACCAGCUCUCCUACCAAACUCACAAAGGAGGAGAAGGAGGAGGAAGAGGAGAUUUUCGUGGAGCCGCCUUCUCCUAUACGCGACGGCCCCUCGUCCCCGAAAAACGCGACUCCGCCUCCAACAGAAGACCCAGUAUCCGAAACCGAACAGCAUGCCGUUGUGGAGCUUUAAUGCACGU